GCGCCAGCGCGCCGCCAGUGCGCAGGCGCGCCGCCCCUCGCCUCGGCUCUUCCUUCUCCCGGUUGCCGGACGUCAGCGGCCGUUGGGUCCUAUGUCGCGCCGGGCCCUCCGCAGGCUGAGGGGGGAACAGCGCGGCCAGGAGCCCCUCGGGCCCGGCGCCCUGCAGUUCGUCCUCCGUGAUGACGACGAGGCGGAAGAAGACGGCUCCACACGGGAGCCCCCCGGCAGGCGCCGCCGCCCCUCGGGGAAGGACGGGGUCCGCGUCAACAACCGCUUCGAGCUGAUAGAUGUUGAGGACCUGGAGGAGGGCCCUGUGGUGAAUGGGGAGAGGCCCGACUGUCUGCUGGUCAGCACCCCCGUGGUGUCAGGCAGCAAGAGGAGGGCCCAGAGCAGCAGCACCGAGCCCACGAACGACGGAGGCACUUCUGGCAAGACUGCAGCUAUUGAGCAGUCUAAUACCAGUAGCAAGCUCCGAAAGAAGAAAAAGAAACAGAAAAAUAAGAAGAACUCUGUGGGGGAAAGUUGGGAAAAUGGGCUGGAGGACAUUGAUCGCAUCUUGGAGAGGAUCGAGGAUAGCAGCGGCCUGGUCCGGCCUGGCCCGCCACCCCUGAGCACCAAGAAGCAUGUCCUGCACGUGGAGCACAGACACUUGAACCCAGAUACAGAGCUGAAGAGGUAUUUCGGGGCUCGGGCAGUCCUCGGGGAGCAGAGGCCACGGCAGAGGCAGCGCGUGUACCCCAGGUGUACAUGGCUGACAACGCCCAAGAGCACGUGGCCCCGGUACAGCAAACCAGGCUUGUCCAUGCGGCUGCUGGAGACUAAGAAAGGCCUGUCGUCCUUUGCGUUCGAGCACAGCGAGGAGUAUCAGCACACGCAGUACAAGUUCCUGGCUGCUGUGGAUUCCAUGGAGCCCAACAACAUCGUGGUGCUGCUGCAGACGAGCCCCUACCACGUAGACUCGCUCUUACAGCUGAGCGAUGCCUGCCGCUUCCAGGAAGACCAGGAGAUGGCACGAGACCUCGUGGAGCGAGCACUGUACAGCAUGGAGUGUGCCCUGCACCCUCUCUUCAGCCUGACUAGUGGAACCUGCCGGCUGGAUUACCGCAGACCUGAGAACAGGAGCUUCUACCUGGCUCUCUACAAGCAGAUGAGCUUCCUGGAGAAACGAGGUUGUCCCCGCACAGCGCUGGAGUACUGCAAGCUCAUCCUGAGCUUGGAGCCUGACGAAGAUCCCCUGUGCAUGCUCCUGCUGGUGGACCACCUGGCCUUGCGGGCUCGCAACUAUGAGUACCUUAUCCAACUCUUCCAGGAGUGGGAGGCCCAUCGGAACCUGUCCCAGCUCCCCAAUUUCGCCUUCUCUGUGCCCUUGGCCUACUUCCUGCUGAGUCAGCAAGCAGACAUCCCAGAGGAGGAGCGGAGCUCAGCUCGGGACCAGGCUUCCCUGCUGAUCCGACAGGCACUCGUCAUGUUCCCUGGAGUGCUCAUGCCAUUGUUGGAGUACUGCAGUGUGCGACCUGACGGAGCCGUGGCCAACCACCGCUUCUUUGGACCUGAGGCCGAGAUAAGCCAGCCUCCUGCGCUGACCCAGCUGGUGAGCCUCUACCUCGGCCGGUCCCACUUUCUCUGGAAGGAGCCGGCUACUAUGCACUGGCUGGAGGAGAAUGUCCACACCGUGCUGCAGGCCGUGGAUGCAGGGGACCCUGCUGUUGAGGCUUGUGAGAGCAGGAGGAAGGUGCUCUACCAGCGUGCACCCAGAAACAUCCACCGCCAUGUGGUCCUCUCUGAGAUCAAGGAAGCAGUGGCCACUCUGCCUCCGGACGUAACCACGCAGUCUGUGAUGGGCUUUGACCCUCUGCCUCCUCUGGACUCCAUCUACUCCUACGUCAGACCAGAGAGGCUGAGCCCCGUGAGUCACGGGAACACAAUUGCCCUCUUCUUCCGAUCACUGUUGCCGAAUUACACUGCAGAGGGAGAGAGGCCAGAGGAUGCGGGGGCUGGGGGCCCGGACCUCAACCACGGCUUGAACAGGCUGAUGCUGGCCUUGCGGGACAUGAUGGCCAACUUCCACUUCCAGGACCCUGAAGCACCGCACGAGGACCACCCCGAGGGGGACGGGGAGUGGGACUGAGGGACCAAGCCCCAACCUGUAUAAUUAUGUUCCUGAUUUUUGUUCUGGUCGGAAUUGACCAGUUCUCUGCAGUGGAGGUGGACUGUGCUUGGCCUCUGCCCCCAUAAAUGUGGAUGGGUCAGA
This is a messenger RNA of Suncus etruscus (white-toothed pygmy shrew), 2251 nucleotides long. RefSeq names its product transcription factor 25 (gene TCF25). The coding region runs from base 92 to 2128 and encodes 678 amino acids. The record is from RefSeq and is a predicted model, not a curated record. NCBI's taxonomy places the organism in Eukaryota, Metazoa, Chordata, Mammalia, Eulipotyphla, Soricidae. Gene Ontology annotation, cellular component: RQC complex. The transcript is spliced from 18 exons.